CUUUACCAAAAUCACUUUUAACUUAGGCUUAUUACCUAGCUUAUAUAUAAUAUACCGUACAAGUUACAAACCAUACCAUAAUGGCUGUUUCAACUAAAUUGUUACCUCGUUGUUUGGCGUUUCUUCUUGUCUUGUCUAUCUCAAGAGCAAAGAUUGUGACUAUUGAUGUACAACAAGCCAAGAAUCUCAUCCAAACUGGUUACAUUUAUCUUGAUGUUAGGACGGUGGAAGAGUUUGUGAAAGGGCAUGUGGAUGCAGCUAAGAUCAUCAAUAUUCCAUACAUGUUAGAUACACCCAAGGGGUUUUAAGAAUGUGAAGGCCAUGGGAGGAGGUUAUGUGGAAUGGGUGAGAAACAAGUUUCCAGUGAUUACAAUGGUGGAUCGUCUUGGAUAACAAAGUCAAUAGGGAUGGCCAUAGCUUCCCCAAAUUUUCGUUAUCGAUAGGAUCAAGAUCGUCCCAAAAAUUUUGAAACUCCUAUGCAAAUUAUAAAUUUAGUGUCAUAUUAAUAUAUACUAGGGUACAGAGAAUCAUAAUAAGUCUUUGUAUUUGAUAAAUAUAUUCUACUCACCACAUUGAGCUUUUCAUAACUCAUUAGACAUGCUUCUUUUGAAUUGGGACAAUUAUGUUUCUAUUUGUAAUUUACAUG
This is a messenger RNA of Trifolium pratense (red clover), 646 nucleotides long. RefSeq names its product rhodanese-like domain-containing protein 17. Gene Ontology annotation, molecular function: catalytic activity. The record is from RefSeq and is a predicted model, not a curated record. Lineage: Eukaryota; Viridiplantae; Streptophyta; Magnoliopsida; Fabales; Fabaceae. The transcript is spliced from 3 exons. The coding region runs from base 81 to 308 and encodes 75 amino acids.